AUGUUGGCGACCUCCACCGCCCAGCCAUCCAACCACUACAUCCCAUUGAGUAUUGACGAGUCGAAAUACCGCAGUGUUCGACAUCGAAUAUACACAAGUGAAGACAAACGGGACAGAGAUGAAAUGAAGGAAUAUACACAAAACCAGGACAACAUGGCAGCAAAUUCAGUAGGAACAGCCUCAGGGGGUCAAGAUGAGGGACUCUCUGCACCUGAGUUUUGUGGCACACCACUAGUGCCGACACGUCCCGGCGGUGCUUCAGUGACGUUAAUGGUGCUGGAUGCUGUUGGUCCUCGUCAGUGGUCACCUAGCGCAGGGCUCGCCGCUGCACAGCAUCCAGUCUCUGCAUCGACGCGCCUGCUGCCCGGGGACACCUCUGGGGGUCCUCUGGCGUUCACCCAGGCGAGGUACUGCGUGGUGGUGGCUGAGGAUGCGGUACCCUCCUCCUCCCUUGCCUCCGUCAGGGCUGUACAUAAGCAAGGAGCUGAGGUUCGGUACACGCUGACGCAGGGAAACAAGGAGGGCCUCUUUUCCGUCGGCCACUCUUCAGGGGUCAUCAGUCUGGCCGCGCCCUUGGACUACGAGGCGCAGAGCAAGCAUGAGUUCGUGGUGCGUGGGGAGGGCGGCGGAUCUGCGGCCCACGCCCUGGUGCGGGUGGUGGUGGCUGACGUGAACGACAACCCGCCUGUCUUUGUGCGUCCAAGACUUCUCGUGACGGUGAUAGAGGAGGACGACAGGGACUUGCCUCUGCCUCUAGCCAAGGUGGAGGCGAAUGAUGUGGACAAGGUGGACGCUGGGAGCCUAUUGUACACAAUCUCCGGGGAUGGUGUGGAUGGUUACGGGCCCACUGACGCUUACUUCACCGUGGACCCCAGCAGCGGAGAGGUGACGCAGAGGAAGGCGCUGGACCGCGACCCACCGACAGGACGCAGCGUGUGGCGGGUGAAGGUUACUGUGAGGGACGGGCAGAUGGGCGCCUGGCAGGAGAGGGAUGAGGAAGGGGACGGGCGCUACUACUCCCCUCAGUCUCAUGGCCUCUCCAGAAGACUUCACCGCGCCACUGGGAAGGACCAAGGAGUAGCGAUAGGAGGGGAGUCUGACUCAGCGCUGGUGGUGAUUGAAGCAGCAGAGACAACGGCACCAGUUUCAGACGCUGAUGCAAAACGCCAUAACAGUAACGGUGUCCUGAGGAGGAUGAAGAGGAGCAGCAGAAUUAGUUGUAGUAGUAACAGUAGUUGUUGUAGUAGUAGUGGUAGUGGUAGCAGUAGUAGUCUUUGUAGUAGUAACCACCACAUUGAGCUGCCUUUACACCUCAGAUCUACUAGUGAUAUCACUACUGCUACCACUACUACUAUUAUGACUACUACAACUACCAUUGCCACUGUCACUACCACUGCUACCACUACAGCUACACCCACUCUCACCUCUUUGGGCAGCGAGGAAAGAGCUGCUGUACAUGAAAUAAGUGAAACCGAACUCGUAUCAUCUCUUGCUCGAGGUGGAGAGAAGGAAGAACCUCAAUGGGGCAACCUAAGAGCAGAAAUGCACUGGGAAAUUCGAUCUCAUUUACCUUAUGACGAUGAGGUGGAGUCCUGGAGGUGGCGGAGGAAACGGAGGAGAAAAGCAGGUAGAGAAAACUGGUUAAGACGGGAAAGUGAGGACGAGAAGAGAGAGAAGAUAGAAACGCAAGGACGGGGACAAGGAGCAGGAGGAGGAGGAGACAUGCUAUUAGAUUCUCCGGCGAGGCAGCACCGUAACUCCGCCUUAACGACUCAUGCCAACACUAUCACGACAUCAAUCGGAGGCCAUCACACUACGGGCGUCUUCAAGUGGCCUCACCCCAGCUCCCUUCAGCUCCCCGUCGCCCCUUCCGGCAGGCAGUUUCUCCUUGACGCAGCAAAGCCUGUUCUUGCAAGACACGCUGUCAAGGGUUUUUCUUCCCCCUCACUCCUUUUUCCUUCAUUCGGUAAGAGAGAGAGGGCUAAGAGAGGACAAGGAAUUGGAAGGAGAAAGAGAGAGGUGAACGACAUCAUUCUGCUCGGGUCUCGCGGGGCGGCAGGGGACGGGCGGAGGAAGGACGUGAGCGUGGAGAAGGCUGCCCGUUACCUGGCGCACACUCUGAAAAAUGACCGAAGCAUUGUGAACGAUGGCCCAGGAGAGCGAGCAGAGCGGGACCCCAACGAGGCCGCUACUAUCGCCAUCACCAACCUCAACAGCACCGCAAGCGCCUUCCUUCCUCCCUCCUCGCCCUGCUCUUCCUCUACUUUUAUCUUCCACGCUGCCGAGAGACGAAGAUUUCUGCGCCCAAACUCCACUUGCCGCCCAUCCAUCUCCUCCGCCAUAACCUUUUCCGCGCGGAGGAAAAAGGCAGCAGGAACAGGUGGAGUGAAAGGAAAAAAUGGGCGUCUCAUUUACGGUGUUUUCAAUGCAUCGCCGAGACUCCUAAUCCACGUCCCCGCUGCGGGCCGGGAUAAAAGGAGUCUUGAUGGAACCGCGCGCCUGGGCGCUCCGAGGAGGCCCAGCGGCAAGGCAUUACACACUCCUCAUGCAUCCCGCGCCUCCCUCCACCAGCCCCAUACCUCAAAAUUAAGAAUGCGCCUUCCCAACCCGGUAAUAAAUCCAAGACGCAGAGGCAAGCGCGAGGCAGCGGCCUGGAAGAUAUACCGACACCGCCAAGUUCUCAGGACGCAGGAAACUUUGAGGAACGUGCAGCGCAAGGACCCGCCAGCCGCUGAGGGAAGCCAGGCAAUGGGACGAGAAGAUGUGCAACUUCCCACGUCCGGCGCUGAGGAUUUACUGGUGAUGUCGCCUCGCUUUGCACCCACCGAGAUUGAUCUUCCUUCUACUUUUACUUCUUUGUCCUCAUCUGUCGCCUCCACUGCCUCAUCAUCCGGCCCCAAUACACACCCCUCCUCUUUAACCUCCUCCUCUGCGGCGCCUUCAUCCUUUCCGUCCUCUUCCCCCUUCACCUUACAGAUGCUUUGGGCGGAUAAAAAGAGCCCUGCCAUUGAGCGUCCAUCCCUGGAGAAUCCCUCUGACAAGCCCUUGAAGACCCGUCACGCGGCCAGGAGGGAGCAAAGGGACCUGGAGACGACCUUCCGCACGAAUUACAAGGAGGAGGAGGAAGAAGAUGACAGGAAUGGUUACGGAGAGUGCGUUUACUUCACCCCAUCCCUGACUACCUCGCGGCAGCCUCCCACCGUAACACCUGAAGGAGGGAGUGAAGGGGGAGGGACUGGAGGUGGAAGGGCACAGCACGUGGCGGAGACAGUGCUGACGGUGAUGGUGAAGGAUAUCAAUGACAACGCUCCAGUCUUCCCCAACACCACCAUCUACGGACAAGUACAGGAGAACGGCGCAGCGAAUUUGUCGGUGGCUGUCGUCCUCUGCCUGGGACGCUGACGACGCCACUGAAGGAACCAACGCCAAGCUUACUUACUCCAUCGAGAAGAACGUGAUUGACGAACGCACGGGCGAGGCCAUCUUUGCCGUGCACCCUGAGACAGGCCUGGUACGGACCGCCCUGUGUUGUCUGGACCGCGAGACCACA
This is a messenger RNA of Scylla paramamosain (green mud crab), 3550 nucleotides long. RefSeq lists its product as uncharacterized. NCBI's taxonomy places the organism in Eukaryota, Metazoa, Arthropoda, Malacostraca, Decapoda, Portunidae. Bases 1 to 3402 code for a protein of 1133 amino acids. Gene Ontology annotation, biological process: homophilic cell-cell adhesion. The transcript has 9 exons. Gene Ontology annotation, molecular function: calcium ion binding. The record is from RefSeq and is a predicted model, not a curated record. Gene Ontology annotation, cellular component: plasma membrane.